Messenger RNA from Labeo rohita (rohu), 4637 nucleotides. RefSeq lists its product as uncharacterized. The coding region runs from base 69 to 4172 and encodes 1367 amino acids. The transcript has 15 exons. Gene Ontology annotation, molecular function: protein binding; zinc ion binding. NCBI's taxonomy places the organism in Eukaryota, Metazoa, Chordata, Actinopteri, Cypriniformes, Cyprinidae. The record is from RefSeq and is a predicted model, not a curated record.
CAGGAAACUGAAACUGAUCUGCUGUUGAGCUGUUCUUUGUGUGUCUGAAUUGUUGUAGAUGCAGUAAAAUGGCUGAAGCCAGUGUUUUUUCAGAGGAGCAGUUCAUCUGUCCAGUGUGUCUGGAUGUACUAAGUAAUCCAGUGACUAUUCCCUGUGGACACAGUUACUGCAUGAGCUGCAUUACAGACUGCUGGGAUCAAGAGGAUCAAAAGAGAGUCUACAGCUGCCCUCAGUGCAGACAGACCUUCAGUCCAAGACCUACUUUAGGUAAAAACACCAUGCUGGCUGAAGUGGUGGAGAAACUGAAGAAGACUAAAUUAAAAGCUGCUGUUCCUGCUGGACCUGGAGACGUGGAGUGUGACAUCUGUACUGGAAGAAAACACAAAGCUGUCAAGUCCUGUCUGGUGUGUCUGGAGUCUUACUGUCAAACUCAUUUUGAGCGUCAUGAGGAGUUUCGCUCAGGAAAGCGACAUAAGGUGACUGAUGCCACUGGACGACUGCAGCAGAUGAUCUGCCAUCAACAUGAUAAACUUCUGGAGGUUUUCUGCCGUACUGACCGGCAAUACAUUUGCCUGUUGUGUGCAAUGGAUGAACAUAAAAACCAUGAGACUGUAUCAACUGCAGCAGAGAGGACAGAGAAGGAGAAACACUUGCAAGAGACACUGAAAAAAAUCCAGCAGAGAAUCCAGCAGAGCCAGAAAGAUCUUGAGCAGCUGAGAGAGGCUGUGGAGUCUCAUAAGCGCUCUGCACAGACAGCAGUGGAGGACAGUGAGAGGAUCUUUACUGAGCUCAUCCGCUCCAUUGAGAGAAGCCGCUCUGAGGUGACACAGCGGAUCAGAGAUCAGGAAAAGGCUGCAGUGAGUCGAGCUGAAGAACAAAUGGAGCGACUGGAGCAGGAGAUUGAUGAUCUGAAGAGGAGAAACACUGAGCUGGAGCAGCUUUCACACACAGACGAUCACAUCCAUUUCCUGCAGAGUCUUCAGUCUCUCUCAGCUCCUGCUGAAUCUACAGACAACAUCACUGCCAGUUUCCUCUUUUCGUUUGAUGAUGUGAGAAGAUCUGUCAGUCGGCUGAGACAGAAAAUGGAGUAUAUCUGCAGAAAAGAUCUGAAAAAGAUUUUAGUCUCUCACAGUUGCGCUGAUCCGAGGACCAGAGAGAACUUCCUACAGUAUUCCCAUCGGUUCACGCUGGAUCCAAACACUGUAUAUAAACUCCUCCAUCUGUCUGAGAGGAACAGAGCGGUGACUAACACUGGCACACACCAGCCAUAUCCUGACCAUCCAGACAGAUUUGAUGGAUAUCCUCAAGUGUUGUGUAGCGAGAGUGUGUGUGGACGCUGUUACUGGGAGGUUGAGUGGAGUGGGAGUCGUGGUGUGGGUAUAUCAGUGUCAUAUAAGAGCGUCAGCAGAAAGGGAUCUAGUGAUAAGUGUUUAUUUGGAUUUAAUGAUCAGUCAUGGAGACUGAUCUGCUCACCCUCCAGUUUCUUAUUCUGGCACAAUAACAAACCAGUUACACUCCCUGUUCCCUCCAGCUGCUAUCGAAUAGGAGUGUAUGUGGAUCACAGUGCAGGAACUCUGUCCUUCUACAGAAUCUCUGACACAAUGAGCCUCAUCCACACAGUCCAGACCACAUUCACUCAGCCACUCUAUCCUGGGUUUCUGGUUGGUCAUAAAUCAUCAGUGAAACUAAUGCAUACUCGUAGAGGCCCUGAUCUGUCGACAGAAUUCUUGCCAGAAACGGGAGACAAACUGGGGACCCCUAUCAGAAACCACAUCGACCGGAAGACCAUGGAUCCGGAAGACGUGAUCAAUUACCAGUUGAGCUGUCUCCUUGGCAGAGGGGAGUUUGGGCAGGGGAACAAAAUGAACCGCCUUAGAGAAGCGAUCCGCCACCGCCUCCUGAGCCUGAGCACUCCAGGUGAACGGUACCUUGAUGGACGUGAGUGCAGCUACCUGGCCAAAGUUCCUGAUGAAUUGCCGGUAGAAGUUGGCGAAACCCAAGAAACGCUGCAGAGCCUUUCUAGUGUCGGGAACUGGCCACUCUGCAACAGCCUUGACUUUAGCAGGAUCAGGCUUAAUCUCCCCAGGCGACACAACAUAACCCAGGAACAAGACCGACUUGGCAUGGAACUCGCACUUCUCCGCCUUGACAUAGAGCUGGUUCUCCAGCAGCCUUUGGAGGACCUGGCGCACGUGCUGAGUGUGUACCUGAAGGGAUGGGGAAAAGAUGAGAAUAUCAUCGAGGUACACAAAGACAAACUGGUUAAUUAUGUCCCCCAACACGCUAUUGACCAUGCCCUGGAAGACAGUGGGGGCGUUAGUAAGCGCAAAGGGAAGGACCAGACCGCCGCCCACGCAGGAGUGCUACCUUCCUCAACCAGGCUCCAGCGGUCGGAGUGGGCGGGGAUUCCUCUCCGGGCGACUCCCUCUCGCAACGCCACCGGACCGGGGACAGAGAAACCGGAAUUUAGUCGACAGCCUCAACCAACCGCAGGUGUUGAGCUGUUCUUUGUGUGUCUGUAUUGCUGUAGAUGCAGUGAAAUGGCUGAAGCCAGUGUUUUCUCAGUGGAGCAGUUCAGCUGUCCAGUGUGUUUGGACCUCCUGAAGGAUCCAGUGACUAUUCCCUGUGGACACAGUUACUGUAUGAGCUGCAUUACAGACUGCUGGGAUCAGAAGAGAGUCUACAGCUGCCCUCAGUGCCGACAGACCUUUAGUCCAAGACCUGCUUUAGGUAAAAACACCAUGCUGACUGAAGUGGUGGAGAAACUGAAGAAGACCGUUGAGAAAUUAAAAGCUGUUGUUCCUGCUGGAUCUGGAGACGUGGAGUGUGACAUCUGUGCUGGAAGAAAACACAAAGCUGUCAAGUCCUGUCUGGUGUGUCUGGAGUCUUACUGUCAAACUCAUUUUGAGCGUCAUGAGGAGUUUCACUCAGGAAAGCCACACAAAGUGACUGAUGCCACUGGACGACUGCAGCAGAUGAUCUGCCGUCAACAUAGUAGGCUUCUGGAGGUUUUCUGCCAUAGUGACCAGCAGUGCAUUUGCCUGUUGUGUGCAAUGGAUGAACAUAAAAACCAUGAGAUUGUAUCAACUGCAGCAGAGAGGACAGAGAAAGAGAAACACUUGAAGGAGACACAGAGAAAAAUCGAACAGAGAAUCCAGCAGAGCCAGAAAGAUCUUGAGAAGCUGAGAGAGGCUGUGGAGUCUCAUAAGCGCUCUGCACAGACAGCAGUGGAGGACAGUGAGAGGAUCUUUACUGAGCUCAUCCGCUCCAUUGAGAGAAGCCGCUCUGAGGUGACACAGCAAAUCAGAGAUCAGGAAAAGGCUGCAGUGAGUCGAGCUGAAGGACAAAUGGAGCAACUGGAGCAGGAGAUUGAUGAUCUGAAGAGGAGAAACACUGAGCUGGAGCAGCUUUCACACACAGACGAUCACAUCCAUUUCCUGCAGAGUCUUCCGUCUCUCUCAGCUCUUCCUGAAUCUACAGACAACAUCACAGGCAGUUUCCUCUGUACAUCUGAUGAUGUGAAAAAAUCUGUCUGUCAGCUGAGACAGAAAAUGGAGGAUUUUUGCAAAGAGUAUCUGAAAAAGAUAUUGGUCACUCACAGUAACAUUGUUCCCAGGACCAGAGAAGACUUCCUACAAUAUUCCCAUCAAUUCACUCUGGAUCCAAGUACUGCACAUAAACUCCUCCGUCUGUCUGAAGGGAACAGAUUGGUGACUUACACUGGCAUACCCCAGAUGUAUCCUGAUCGUCCAGAAAGAUUUGAUGGAUCUCUUCAGGUGUUGUGUAGAGAAAGUGUGUGUGGACGCUGUUACUGGGAGGUUGAGUGGAGUGGGAGUCAUGGUGUGGGUAUAUCAGUGUCAUAUAAGAGCAUCAGCAGGAAAGGAUCUGGUUGUGAGUGUGUGUUUGGAUGCAGUGAUCAGUCCUGGUGUUUGUUGUGCUCUCCUUUCAGUUUCUCAUUCUGGCACAAUAAAAAACAGACUAAACUCCCUGUUCCCUCCAGCUGCUAUCGAAUAGGAGUGUAUGUGGAUCACAGUGCAGGAAUUCUGUCCUUCUACAGAAUCUCUGACACAAUGAACCUCAUCCACACAGUCCAGACCACAUGCACUCAGCCGCUCUAUCCUGGGUUUGGGGUUGGUUUUAAAUCAUCUAUGAAGCUGUGUGAUUUUUAUUGAUACAGUCUCCUCAUUCCAAACGUUCAGUAAACUGAACACAUUGGAUUUUUACUGGACAUAUUUCAUAUUUGUGUAAUGCAACCGUUUGGAUACCAGGCUGAAUUCUGGAAAGAUUUUUUGGCCAGUUUAGAAAUAAGAUUAGAAAUGGCUGCAUGUGAAAAUGACACUCCACAUCUCUUACACUGGCUGAAAAGUAAAAUUUUAUUAUAUCAUGUUUUACCUGAACAUUGUUGUCUUACUGUUAUAAAAUUUGAGAAGAGUGUCAGUAUUACACGUAUCGCAUGUUUGCACAAUUACACCUGCAUAAGAAUAGGACUACUGUGUAAAAUGCUCCAGGAAAUAAUGAAUCAUGUUAAAUCCAUGUUUGUUUGUUUGAUUAUGUGUUUUUGUAAAUUAAAUAACAUUUUAGAUAUUAUUAGAUUGCUAAUAAUCAUAAUAGUCAGAUUAAUCUAUUCUAUAGAAUUG